This is a messenger RNA of Anopheles bellator, 2527 nucleotides long. Its product is annotated as gelsolin. Gene Ontology annotation, biological process: actin polymerization or depolymerization; barbed-end actin filament capping; actin filament severing. The transcript has 7 exons. Bases 127 to 2433 code for a protein of 768 amino acids. NCBI's taxonomy places the organism in Eukaryota, Metazoa, Arthropoda, Insecta, Diptera, Culicidae. The record is from RefSeq and is a predicted model, not a curated record. Gene Ontology annotation, molecular function: phosphatidylinositol-4,5-bisphosphate binding; actin filament binding. Gene Ontology annotation, cellular component: cytoplasm; actin cytoskeleton.
GUUAUGGCCAGCGGUCGCAGAGCGAGUUCAAGAUGCUAACCAAUAUAAGCGACUGGCCAACGGUCCGAGGGCACAGAACGUUCGCGGAGUUCCUGCCGAACGCAGCACUUUCUUGAAGCUCACAAAAUGGCCGGCUCGAUCGUGCGUUCCUUCCUGUUGGUGGCCCUGUGUGCCCUGGUCUACGGUGCCACGGUGCCAAGUGGACCGGCCGGUAAGAAGCUGAGCAUCCCCGCGUUCAAUAACGCCGGCAAGACGGUGGGUGUUGAAGUGUGGCGUGUGGAAAACUUUCAACCCGUCGCCGUGCCGAAGGGCGAACAUGGAAAGUUCUACAACGGCGAUUCGUACAUCGUGCUGAACACUAAAGAAUCCAAAAGCGGAAUACUUUCGUGGGACGUACACUUCUGGCUGGGGCUCGAAACGUCGCAAGACGAGGCCGGUUCCGCAGCGAUACUGACCGUGCAGCUGGAUGAUCGCCACAACGGUGCCCCGGUUCAGCACCGCGAGGUCCAGGACCACGAGGGAUCGCUGUUCCUCAGCUACUUCCCGGGGGGCGUCCGGUACGCUGCCGGCGGUGUCAAGAGUGGCUUCAACGAGGUCGAAACGAAUGCGGCCGGCGAGAAGCGCAUGUUCCAGGUGAAGGGUGCCAAAAAUGUCCGUGUCCGCCAGGUGCCCCUGACGAUCGGUUCGAUGAACCGGGGCGACUGUUUCAUCCUGGAUGCUGGCUACGAUAUCUACGUGUACGUCGGGGCGUCGGCCAAGCGGGUCGAGAAGAUUAAGGCGAUCAGCGCGGCGAAUCAAAUUCGCGAUCAGGAUCAUGCGGGUCGGGCCAAGCUGCACAUUCUCGAUGAAUUUGCGAGCUCUUCGGAGCAGCAGGAGUUCUUCGACGUGCUGGGUGAAGGGUCCCCCGAUGAGGUGGCCGAAGAAAGUGAGUCCGAUGAGGCGUACGAGAAGACAGACACUGGGGCCAUCACACUUUACCACGUGUCCGACGCCAGUGGAGCGCUGGAAAUCAACGCCAUCGGAGAGCGGCCCCUGAAGCAGUCCAUGUUGGAUUCAAAUGACUGCUACAUUCUGGAUUCUGGGGCCGGCAGUAUUUACGUGUGGAUCGGUAAGGGAGCCACCGGUCAGGAGCGCUCGCAGGCGAUGGUCAAGGCACAGGAGUUUAUCACCGUCAAGGGUUACCCGGUCCAUACCGCGGUGCACCGGGUGGUGGAGAACGGGGAAACGACCGACUUCAAGCAGUUCUUCUCGAGCUGGCGCGAUCAAGGUGUCACGUACAGCUACCUCAUUCAGACGGCCCUCGGCGACGGGGACGAAUCGGACGCUGAUGCCGAGUUUGAUGCGGAGAUCUUGCAUACGCUCAAGAAGAACGGUGGCCGGGCGCUAGGAUUCAUGCCGGACAACGGUCAGGGUGACGUGGAGAUCUGGCGCGUCGAGGGUUAUGAGCUGGCCGCGGUCGAUCCGUCGGCGUACGGAAUGUUCUUCGCCGGUGACUCGUAUCUCGUGCGCUACGAGUACAGCGAGAAGAGCGGUGGCCGUGGCUACAUCGUGUACUACUGGCAGGGCAAAACAUCGUCGACGAGUGAGAAGGGUGCGUCGGCCAUGCACGCCGUGCGGCUCGAUGAUGAGGUCAACGGCAAGGCUAUCCUCGUGCGGGCCUCGCAAGGUAACGAACCGCGACACUUUAUGAAGCUGUUCAAGGGCAAGAUGGUAACCUUCCUCGGGGACUACGAUAAGCAGGAGCGCGGUUCCGACACGAGACUGUUCCGUGUGCGGGGAACCUGUGCCGAUGAUGUGCGGGCCGAGGAGCUACUUCCGAGCGCUUCCUCGCUCGCAUCGGACGAUGUGUUCAUCGUGGUAACGCCGGCCACCACGUACCUUUGGCACGGCGUUGGAGCAUCGGAUUUGGAGAAGGAAAUGGCAUCGGCCGUUGCGGGUUCUAUUGCCCCCGGUACGGAAGUCGCUAUCACGGACGAAGGCUCCGAAACGGGCGAAUUCUGGGAGGCACUGGGCGGAGAAGCGGACUACGAUCGUGAGCUCGAUCCGCCGGGAGCACCGUUCCUGUCGGCGAGACUGUUCCACUGCCGCAUCCUGUACAACAAGAAACUGCGCGUCGAAGAGGUCCCGCACUUCGAGCAGGAGGAUCUGAACGUGGAUGAUGUGAUGGUGCUGGACGGUGGUGAUGAAAUCUACUGCUGGGUCGGCAACGGCGCAACGGAGGAAGAGCGCACCAAAUCGACCGACAUGGCCCGCCAGUACAUCCGUACGGAUCCUUCCGACCGUUCGGAGGAGACGGUCCCGAUCGUCACCCUCAAGCAGGGCGCCGAGCCAAGAAGCUUCAAGCGACUGUUCCCCAGCUGGGACGAUGGCUUCUGGGAGUCACAAUUGUCAUACGAAGCGUUCAGACAGCAAAUGUUGGAAGCAAACCAAUAGGCUGCACGAAACGCAUCAAUCACCACGCAUUCAUCACACCCCUUUGAAGACGAUCCUCUCGUACGAUCGCAUAUAUUUUCUUUUAUUCCUACAA